CAAUGUGGAGGCUGGGCCAAAGUGUGAAAGGGAGGAGAAGGGGGGAGCCGCUUGAAUAUGUGGGACCAACAGACCUACCAAAUACACCCCUGCAAAUAUCCCAGACACAGGUGCACGUUCGGGACGCGCUCUGCCAGGACCACGUGAGAAGCAAUCUGCGGAGGAGCUGUGGAAGACUGCUGGGAGCGUGUCUUGGUGCAGGCGAAGGGGUGCGGCACAGGGCGAGACACCGCUUUGUUAGGAAGAAGAGAAGGACCUGCGUUCUGUGUUGUGGGAUGGAUGACGUCACUAACACUUCAAAGCCAGGGUGAUCCUUCUGGGCACUGUGGAGCUGGGGAUAUUAUCAGGUGUUGCCAGAGAGGUGUGGGACCAUUCAGUUCGUUUUGGAGGUGGAUAUCAGCUCAGAUUGCAAGGAUCACAAGAGUGCUGAGAGUCCACUUCGGAGAUAGUAUGGAGGACUCCUCCCUGCCUGCAAAGCACCUGGAGCUGAGCGCUCAUUCCCGCUUCAUCAUUGGCUCUGUGUCUGAGGAUAACUCAGAAGAUGAGACUAGUUCCUUGGUGAAGCUUGAUCUGCUGGAGGAGAAAGAGAGUUCUCUGUCUCCCGUGUCUGUCUGUUCAGAGUCCUUUUCAGACCUGGGACUACCUAACAUUCAAGAAGGCCUAGCAAGUCACAUGAGGCCCAGUAUGUCUGGCUUGCACCUUGUAAAGCAAGGCCGAGACCGGAAGAAAGUUGACUUGCAGAGGGAUUUCACUGUGGCUUCCCCAGCCGAAUUCGUUACUCGUUUUGGGGGGAAUAAAGUCAUCGAGAAGGUCCUUAUUGCCAAUAAUGGGAUUGCGGCCGUGAAAUGCAUGAGGUCCAUCCGACGCUGGUCCUAUGAGAUGUUUCGAAAUGAGCGUGCCAUCAGAUUCGUUGUCAUGGUGACUCCUGAAGAUCUGAAAGCGAAUGCAGAGUACAUUAAAAUGGCUGAUCACUAUGUCCCUGUGCCAGGAGGGCCAAACAACAACAACUAUGCAAAUGUUGAAUUGAUUCUGGAUAUCGCAAAACGGAUUCCAGUGCAGGCCGUGUGGGCUGGCUGGGGUCAUGCUUCUGAGAACCCCAAACUGCCAGAGCUCCUUCACAAGAAUGGAAUUGCCUUCAUGGGUCCCCCAAGCCAAGCCAUGUGGGCUUUGGGGGAUAAAAUUGCAUCUUCAAUAGUGGCUCAAACAGCAGGGAUCCCAACUCUCCCCUGGAGUGGCAGUGGCCUUCGUGUGGACUGGCAGGAGAACGAUCUUCAGAAGCGCAUCUUGAACGUCCCGCAGGAGCUGUAUGAAAAGGGUUAUGUGAAGGAUGUGGACGAUGGGUUGCGGGCUGCUGAGGAAGUUGGCUACCCAGUCAUGAUCAAGGCCUCUGAAGGUGGAGGAGGAAAAGGAAUCAGGAAAGUUAACAAUGCCGAUGAUUUCCCCAAUCUCUUCAGACAGGUGCAAGCUGAAGUCCCAGGCUCGCCGAUCUUCGUGAUGAGACUGGCCAAGCAGUCCCGCCACCUGGAGGUGCAGAUCCUUGCAGAUCAGUAUGGCAAUGCCAUUUCCCUCUUUGGCCGUGAUUGCUCAGUGCAGCGCAGGCAUCAGAAGAUCAUUGAAGAGGCUCCAGCAUCCAUUGCUACCAUUGCGGUGUUCGAACACAUGGAGCAGUGCGCAGUGAAGCUUGCCAAGAUGGUGGGGUAUGUGAGUGCUGGGACAGUGGAGUACCUCUACAGCCAGGACGGGAGCUUCUACUUCCUUGAGCUGAAUCCCCGGCUGCAGGUGGAACACCCCUGCACGGAGAUGGUGGCUGACGUGAACCUGCCUGCAGCACAGCUUCAGAUUGCCAUGGGGAUUCCUCUUCACCGGAUCAAAGAUAUCCGAGUUCUGUAUAGUGCUUCUCCAUGGGGAGACACACCCGUUGACUUUGAGAAUUCAGCCCAUGUCCCCAGUCCACGUGGUCAUGUGAUUGCUGCUCGUAUCACCAGUGAGAAUCCAGAUGAGGGUUUUAAGCCCAGCUCUGGAACAGUCCAAGAACUGAAUUUCCGCAGCAAUAAGAAUGUCUGGGGUUAUUUCAGUGUCGCGGCUGCAGGGGGACUUCAUGAAUUUGCUGACUCUCAGUUUGGGCACUGCUUCUCAUGGGGAGAAAAUCGUGAAGAAGCCAUCUCUAACAUGGUGGUGGCUUUGAAGGAACUGUCUAUCCGAGGGGAUUUCCGAACCACUGUCGAGUACUUGAUUAAACUGCUGGAGACGGAAAGCUUCCAACACAACCGCAUUGACACUGGCUGGCUGGACAGGCUCAUUGCAGAGAAAGUUCAGGCAGAGAGGCCUGAUACCAUGCUAGGAGUGGUGUGUGGGGCUCUGCAUGUGGCUGACGUGAGCUUCCGUAACAGUGUCUCCAACUUCUUGCACUCUCUCGAGAGGGGUCAGGUCCUGCCUGCUCAUACUCUGCUGAACACAGUGGAUGUGGAACUCAUCUACGAAGGACGGAAAUAUGUGCUGAAGGUGACCAGGCAGUCACCCAAUUCCUAUGUGGUCAUCAUGAACAACUCCUGCGUGGAGGUUGAUGUGCACCGAUUGAGUGAUGGAGGACUGCUCUUAUCCUACGAUGGCAGCAGCUACACCACCUACAUGAAGGAAGAAGUGGACAGAUAUCGGAUCACCAUAGGUAAUAAGACCUGUGUGUUCGAGAAGGAGAAUGACCCAUCCAUCCUGCGCUCGCCUUCUGCUGGGAAGCUCAUCCAGUACGUGGUGGAGGAUGGAGGACACGUGUUUGCAGGCCAGUGCUUUGCGGAAAUAGAGGUGAUGAAGAUGGUGAUGACACUGACAGCAGCAGAAUCGGGCUGCAUCCACUAUGUCAAACGCCCUGGGGCAGCACUGGACCCCGGCUGUGUGAUUGCCAAGCUGCAGUUGGAUGAUCCCAGCAGGGUUCAGCAGGCUGAGCUGCACACUGGUACCUUGCCAAAGAUCCAGAGCACAGCACUUCGAGGCGAGAAGCUCCAUCGUGUCUUCCAUUAUGUCCUUGAUAACCUGGUCAAUGUGAUGAAUGGAUACUGCCUGCCGGAGCCAUACUUUGGCAGGAAGGUGAAGGAUUGGGUUGAGCGGCUAAUGAAGACCCUGAGAGACCCAUCUUUGCCCCUCCUGGAGCUUCAGGACAUCAUGACCAGUGUCUCUGGGCGCAUCCCACCCAAUGUGGAGAAGUCCAUCAAGAAGGAGAUGGCCCAAUAUGCCAGCAACAUCACAUCUGUUCUCUGCCAGUUUCCCAGCCAGCAGAUUGCCAACAUUUUGGACAGCCAUGCAGCCACGCUAAAUCGCAAAUCUGAGCGGGAGGUCUUCUUUAUGAACACUCAGAGUAUUGUUCAGUUGGUGCAGAGGUACCGAAGUGGUAUUCGAGGCCACAUGAAGGCUGUGGUGAUGGAUCUUCUUCGUCAGUACCUGAAGGUGGAGACUCAGUUCCAGCACGGUCACUAUGACAAGUGUGUCUUUGCCCUUCGGGAAGAGAACAAAAGUGACAUGAACACUGUAUUGAACUACAUCUUCUCCCACGCCCAGGUCACCAAGAAGAACCUGCUUGUAACAAUGCUCAUUGACCAACUGUGUGGCCGAGACCCCACCUUGACAGACGAGUUAAUUAAUAUUCUGACUGAGCUGACCCAGCUGAGCAAGACGACCAAUGCUAAAGUAGCGCUGCGGGCACGUCAGGUUCUCAUUGCUUCCCAUUUGCCGUCAUACGAGCUGCGUCACAACCAGGUGGAGUCCAUCUUCCUAUCAGCCAUUGACAUGUACGGACACCAGUUCUGCAUUGAGAACCUGCAGAAACUCAUUCUGUCUGAGACAUCCAUCUUUGAUGUGCUACCAAAUUUCUUCUAUCACAGUAACCAGGUGGUGAGAAUGGCAGCUCUGGAGGUGUAUGUUCGAAGAGCAUACAUUGCCUAUGAGUUGAACAGUGUCCAGCAUCGGCAGCUAAAGGACAACACCUGUGUGGUGGAGUUCCAGUUCAUGUUACCCACCUCCCAUCCAAACAGAGGGAACAUCCCCACGCUCAACAGAAUGUCCUUCUCUUCCAACCUCAACCACUACGGGAUGGUCCACGUGGCCAGCGUGAGUGACGUGCUGCUGGACAACUCAUUCACCCCGCCCUGCCAGCGGAUGGGCGGGAUGGUCUCCUUCAGGACAUUUGACGAUUUUGUCAGAAUCUUCGAUGAAGUGAUGGGUUGCUUCUGUGACUCUCCUCCCCAAAGCCCGACCUUCCGUGAAGCCAGCCGCACUUCUUUGUAUGAUGAAGAUAAGGUUGCCAGAGAGGAGCCUAUUCACAUCUUGAAUGUUGCCAUUAAGACCGACAGCGAUAUUGAUGACGAUGGGCUGGCAGCCAUGUUCAGGGAGUUCACACAAAGCAAGAAAUCCAUCCUGAUUGAGCAUGGGAUCCGGAGGCUGACAUUCCUUGUAGCACAAAAGGAUUUCAGGAAACAGGUCAACUAUGAGGUGGAUCAAAGAUUUCAUAGGGAAUUCCCCAAAUUUUUCACAUUCCGCGCCAGAGACAAGUUUGAGGAAGAUAGGAUCUACCGUCACUUGGAGCCAGCUCUGGCUUUCCAGUUAGAGCUGAACCGAAUGAGAAACUUUGAUCUCACUGCCAUUCCGUGCGCCAAUCAUAAGAUGCACCUGUACCUGGGAGCAGCCAAAGUCGAAGUGGGCACGGAGGUGACGGACUACAGGUUCUUCGUGAGGGCUAUUAUAAGGCAUUCAGACUUAGUCACCAAGGAAGCCUCCUUUGAGUAUCUUCAGAACGAAGGGGAGCGCUUGCUUUUGGAAGCCAUGGAUGAGCUGGAGGUGGCAUUUAAUAACACCAACGUGCGCACGGACUGCAAUCACAUCUUCUUAAACUUUGUGCCCACUGUCAUCAUGGAUCCAUCUAAGAUUGAAGAGUCUGUGCGGAGCAUGGUGAUGCGCUAUGGAAGCCGCCUCUGGAAACUCCGCGUCCUUCAAGCAGAGCUGAAAAUCAACAUUCGCUUGACGCCAACUGGAAAAGCGAUACCUAUUCGUCUCUUCCUGACCAAUGAAUCUGGCUACUACUUGGACAUCAGCCUCUACAAGGAGGUGACAGAUUCCAGGACAGCCCAGAUUAUGUUCCAGGCGUAUGGAGACAAACAGGGACCACUUCAUGGCAUGCUGAUCAACACCCCAUACGUGACAAAAGACCUCCUUCAGUCCAAGAGGUUCCAGGCACAGUCUUUAGGGACAACAUAUGUCUAUGACAUUCCUGAAAUGUUUCGGCAGUCACUGAUUAAACUCUGGGAUUCCAUGAAUGAAUGUGCAGUUCUGUCUGCACCGCCUCUGCCUUCUGACAUGCUGACUUAUACUGAACUGGUCCUGGAUGAUCAAGGCCAGCUGGUGCACAUGAACAGGCUACCUGGUGGAAAUGAGAUUGGCAUGGUGGCCUGGAAAAUGACCCUCAAGAGCCCCGAGUACCCAGAAGGCCGUGAUAUCAUAGUCAUUGGGAAUGAUAUCACGUACCGAAUUGGCUCCUUUGGACCACAGGAGGACCUGCUCUAUCUUCGGGCCUCUGAACUUGCUCGAACUCAGGGCAUCCCCCGGAUUUACGUGGCUGCCAACAGUGGAGCGAGGAUUGGUUUGGCUGAGGAGAUUCGUCAUAUGUUUCACGUGGCCUGGGUGGAGCCCGAUGAUCCGUAUAAAGGAUACAAAUACUUAUAUCUGACACCUCAAGAUUAUAAGAAGGUCAGUGCCUUGAACUCAGUCCAUUGCGAGCACGUGGAAGACGAAGGAGAGUCCAGGUAUAAGAUAACAGAUAUUAUUGGAAAGGAAGAAGGACUUGGAGUAGAAAACCUCAGAGGGUCUGGCAUGAUUGCUGGAGAGUCAUCAUUAGCCUAUGACAGUAUUAUCACCAUCAGCCUGGUCACGUGUCGGGCAAUUGGCAUUGGGGCUUACCUUGUUCGGCUUGGACAGAGGACCAUCCAAGUGGAGAACUCCCAUAUAAUCCUGACCGGAGCCGGAGCACUGAACAAGGUGCUUGGACGGGAGGUGUACACCUCAAACAACCAGCUGGGUGGGAUCCAGAUCAUGCACAACAAUGGAGUGACACACAGCACCGUGUGCGAUGAUUUUGAAGGUGUCUUCACCAUUCUGCUGUGGUUAUCCUACAUGCCAAAGAGUGUAUCCUGCCCGGUUCCUAUCCUAAGUGCCAAGGAUCCAAUAGACAGAACUAUUGAGUUUGUUCCCACCAAGACUCCCUAUGAUCCCCGGUGGAUGUUGGCUGGACGUCCUCAUCCAACUCAAAAAGGCCAGUGGUUAAGUGGGUUCUUUGACCAUGGCUCCUUCCUGGAGGUCAUGCAGCCUUGGGCACAAACAGUUGUAGUUGGCAGAGCCAGGCUGGGAGGAAUACCUGUAGGAGUAGUUGCCGUAGAAACCAGAACUGUGGAGCUAAGUAUCCCUGCUGACCCUGCAAACCUGGACUCAGAGGCCAAGAUAAUCCAGCAGGCUGGUCAAGUGUGGUUCCCAGACUCUGCCUUUAAGACAGCCCAAGCUAUCAAGGACUUUAACAGGGAGGGACUUCCUCUGAUGGUCUUUGCCAACUGGCGAGGCUUCUCCGGUGGCAUGAAAGACAUGUAUGACCAGAUACUGAAGUUUGGUGCCUACAUCGUGGACGGCCUGCGGGAAUACAGGCAACCAGUGAUUGUUUACAUCCCACCCCAGGCAGAGCUGAGAGGAGGAUCCUGGGUGGUGAUCGACCCCACCAUUAACCCUCGACACAUGGAGAUGUAUGCAGACCGGGACAGCAGAGGAGGAGUUCUGGAGCCCGAAGGGACAGUAGAAAUCAAAUUCCGCAAGAAAGAUUUGGUGAAGACAAUGAGGCGAGUGGACCCAAUCUACAUUCGGCUGGCAGAGCGACUAGGCACCCCGGAGCUCAGCCCGGCUGAGCGGAAGGAGCUGGAGACGAAGCUGAAGGAGCGGGAGGAAUUCCUGACGCCCAUCUAUCACCAGGUGGCUGUGCAGUUUGCUGACUUGCAUGACACGCCAGGCCGCAUGCAGGAGAAAGCUGUCAUCACCGACAUUCUGGAGUGGAAAACCUCCCGGACUUUCUUCUACUGGAGGUUGCGGCGCCUGCUGCUGGAAGACGUGGUCAAGAAAAAGAUCCACGAUGCCAACCCUGAGCUGACGGAUGGGCAGAUCCAGGCCAUGCUGAGGCGCUGGUUUGUGGAAGUCGAGGGGACAGUCAAGGCGUACUUGUGGGAUAACAACAAGGACCUGGUGGAGUGGCUGGAGAAACAGCUCACAGAAGAAGAAGGCGUUCGCUCAGUCGUGGAGGAAAACAUCAAAUACAUCUCCAGAGAUUACAUCCUCAAGCAGAUACGGAGUUUGGUACAGGCCAAUCCCGAGGUUGCCAUGGAUUCCAUCGUUCACAUGACCCAGCAUAUAUCACCGACCCAGCGAGCCGAGAUAGUGCGGAUUCUUUCAACAAUGGACUCGCCUCCUUCCACGUAAGAGGAUUCGUCUCCCACUCUCCUUUUUCCCCCCAUACAGUGGAAAAAGCUGCAAGUUCCCCUUUGCUCAACCCCGACCGCUGUACUGAGAAGAGGAAGCAAAGGGAAAUGCUGCAGCAACAACACUUUUAUAUUUGAAAAUCUGACUGGCCACAAAGACGCAAGGAAACCGUCUCAAAGCAAGUUCCAGGAGCCCGGUCCUGGCUGUCUUAACUGUCCCUUAUUUAUUUAACACCGUGUGACUGGACCAAAGUGUCAGCUGGCUGCUCGGCUGCCACGCAAAAGCACUACACAGACUAUGAAGGGUACCCUGGUACCGUGAGGUCUUAACGCGCUCUCAGCUCUGCCCCUGCCGACUUGUCUUUGUUCACCCAGGCUGGGGGAGGUGGGACGAAGGUGAUGGCUUUGUACGUGCCAAUGGUAUCGGUCAGGGCUGGCUGUUCCUCCCAAGUGCAGCUCGGAUGUUGUUGAUUCCCCGUAGGAAGAAAUGGAGAAAUGGCACUCAUGGUAGUUUUCUUACCCUCACAAGGAGUGGAGACACCCAGUGACUCCUGGCAUCUUCCCUCCUCGCCGCUGCUGGCUACGUUUUCCACUUCAAACACGCACAGCUGUCUUGUGUGCUCGGCCUCCAACGACCCCCGUCAUUUAAGUAUUGUUCUGACCAGGGCUUUCAGCCUGUCUGGAGUCGGAACAGAGAUUCUGCUGGUUUCCCGUAGAAUGAAAAUGCUGUACAUUAUAAUUGUCGCUUUAGCUGCACCCAGAAAUUGGAUGCUAAAUCCAUAGCAAAUGGUAGCUUUUUCUGUCUUAAAGGCUGACCCCACCUAUCACAUUCUCACUUGUGUACAGAGCGGCAUUGAUAUUCUGUCUGCACAUUCAGAAGCUGUAGCUAAGGUUGUGUUGGUACUUGUUAGUUUUCCCUGGAUGAGAGACAGAGAGGCUCAUUCCGUGGCUCGGGGGAAGGUGGCAGUAGUUAGUUUCAGACGUACUGAGAUUAAAACCACCUCGCUAACUUUUUUGUACUUUUUUUGUUACUGAAACCAAUGUUUUUAAAUGGAAAAAAAACCAGCUGCUCAAUCAACCAUGUGAACAAAGCAAUUUUUCGCCCUUUUAGAAAGAGGGAAAGGAAUCACAAAUCAGCUUUUUUUGUCAGCUGCUGUACUCACUACGUCACAGGAGGGAAGCCUCCACCCAUGGCCAGUGGGUUCCUUCACAACCAGCAACAGUGAUUUGGGUUUUUUAAAAGAUCAUUUUCCUUUUGGAUGUCUGCUUUAACAAAUUAAUGGUCACAUAUAAGUAUUAGCUGCUAUGCUGGCAUGGUACGUCAGGCCGCACAAAAGCUUCCCAGUAAAGGCUUGGAGAUGGACUUAAAUACAGCAGUAGGGUUGUGUCACUGGCUGGGCCAGAGUCACUAAACGAAAACUCAGUUUAAUUCAUUUAACUGAUUGUUAAUUAUGUUCUAAUUAGAUCUUUCAUUAGGAUCGAAAAGGUGAGCAUCUCAGGCUGAUGCUGUGGUGCUGGGAAAAGGGAAUACAACUGCUGCUUGAACAAUAAGAUAACUUUCCUUGCAACCUUUCAUGCAUGUUCGGUAUCGUCAUCACUGUUUCCAUUCGAGGUAGUUGUUGCUUCCCGGUCUCUACUCUGUAUCUGUGUCAUUAACUACAUCUUCUUCACAGUGCUGGGCAGGAGUCUGACUCUGGCUGGUGUCACUAGGUCCUGACUGCGAUAGAAAACUGCAGUCGUGAAACCCGAGCAGUACAAUCCAACCAGACCAGCAGAGGCAAAUCAAUGUGAAACGGCUUCAUGGUAACAUUGCAAAGCAAAUUAGCGAUGUGAAUUCUUCUCACAUACUCAGUAUGCUGCACCCCUUUGCUGGGGGAAGCAGGCAUGUGGAGAAGACUUGUUUCUCUAGCUGCAGUUUUUAAAAACUCAAAUGCCGGGUGUUUCAUAAAUUCACCCCUUGUAGUGCCAGCAAGCAUUAGAGAGCCUUUGCCUGCCGCCACUGGGAACACCGCGCUGAUGGUGCAGGCGACAAAGGUGCAGCUGACAGGGCAAGGGCCUGGUUUUCUUUUAUAACCUUAAUUCCUGCUUAGAAGUAAUAGGAUUGACACAAGCAUGAGACAGUAGGCAGUACUCUGCCCAGCCUCUCCUGCCCUCCCCAGAGGCCGGGUUAUUGAGGCUGUAGCUGCAUACCUCUGCCAGCGUGGAAGGGCUUCUGACUGUUGCCACAAAGAGGUGAGUCUGGACCGCAGGGAGUUUGUUACAGUGGGCCUUCAAGAACCUCUCAUUAAGGUGAGGGGCUCGGGGAGGCCUGAGGUCACAACUGCGGUGCUACUGGAGCACGUGGAUAUGCUGGUGCCUGUUGCUCCAGCUGCUCAGCAGAGCUGCACAUGCCAUGGCCGUUUUGAAUAGACCCACACCCCUCAGGCAGGGAAAACCCCACAGCUCCACCAGUGCCAAGGAUAUUCAAAUAAGAGCCUUGUUUUCAAGUGCGUUUCCCACAAGCACCCACCACCUUGAAAAUGCUGCUGUGGCCAGGGUUGUGCGUACACAUGGCAGUCAGAGUGCUGCGGUGAUGGCAUGCUAGUCUACAGCUAGUAGAGGUAGCAUGCUGUGACCUAGGAGCUGGACACCUGCUCCAGAUGAAGUAUUAAACCGACAAGGCUCGUGCCUGCCUUCUGGCUCUCCCCAGACAAUCCCCCCCCAAAACUGUGAGCUGGGGAGGGGGAGCGGCUGGCAUUCAGCAGUUCCAAGUACCAGUGCCCCUGUAAGCCAGACCUGUUACUAGUGUCUUACUUAAAGCUGUGUGUGAGGGCGACAGGCAGUCAGCUAACAGCCACGGUGACCUUCUUCAGCAGCUCCCAGGGCAGUGUCAACUGUCCGUGGCCAUCUUGCUUUCUGUCACUAGCUGCUGUAUGUUGCGGUGGGAACAUAGGCACACCCAGGUAACACUGAACCCAGGAGAUGUUACUGCUGGACACGUAUGGCUCUUGCUGGUGCUGAAGUAUUUCACUUACCUCAAAGUUUUUAAUAAAAAGAAUUGGCUCCA
Alligator mississippiensis (American alligator) is the source of this 10539-nucleotide messenger RNA. It is a transcript of the gene ACACA, whose product is annotated as acetyl-CoA carboxylase alpha. Gene Ontology annotation, molecular function: ATP binding; metal ion binding; acetyl-CoA carboxylase activity. The record is from RefSeq and is a predicted model, not a curated record. Lineage: Eukaryota; Metazoa; Chordata; Crocodylia; Alligatoridae. Bases 280 to 7494 code for a protein of 2404 amino acids. The transcript has 58 exons. Gene Ontology annotation, biological process: fatty acid biosynthetic process.